AUGUACGCCCUCCGUGUCAUCAUUGCGACUCUUUUCGCCGUCACCGCAUCGGCCUCAGUAGUCGAGCGUCAACUCGGCGGCAUUGGAUGCAACAUCGCACGUUUUCAAAUCCUCGGUGCACUGGGCGACACUGGAGAUGCCAUCUCAGAAAUUGAAGAUGCAGAUGUGCAGGCGGCAGCACAAGCGGGUCUGGACCAAGCCAAUGGCGGAAUCUCACAAAUUGCCUCGUCGCUUCUGAGCGGCGGCGCGCCACCGGCAGACAGCCGUGAUGAGGUCGAGGCUGGGUUGACGGCGAUGGCCAGUGCUUUGGCUGAUGCUGACGAGUCUGACGCAGCGGUUGGUGAUGCUAAAACGGCUCUGGCAGAUGCGACAGCUGCUGGACAGGAUGUAGUCGCCAAGUGCUAG
Molecule: messenger RNA, 405 nt
Organism: Diaporthe batatas
Lineage: Eukaryota; Fungi; Ascomycota; Sordariomycetes; Diaporthales; Diaporthaceae
Exons: 2
Coding region: 1-405 (134 amino acids)
Source: RefSeq, a predicted model, not a curated record